GAUCAGCAGCAAUAGAGACACAAAAUACAAGACAUUCAGUGUUUCUGUCAGUGAAUCUGGUCAAUCUGCAGGACUGCUGACUAUUGCUGUUACUGUUGCUGUUGCUCUUGUUUUUGGUGUUUUUAGUGUGAUUGUGUAUCGCCGCAUUAAUUAUGAAAGUCAGAAACGAAAGGUUAAAGAGAAGAUGGUGCCUAAGGGAGAUUCUGUCACUCUAGAGACUGAUGUCACUGAACCUCAGUCUGAUGAUGUCAUCGAGUGGAUCUUUAGAGAUGAAGUGAUAGCCACAUUCAAUAAGAACAACAGUGAUGAAGAGAGAUUCAUAGACAGACUGAAGAUGGAUAAUCAGACUGGAUCUCUCAUCAUCACAAACAUCAGAACAGAAGACGCUGGACUGUAUAAAGUAAAGAUCAGCAGCAGCAGUCGACUGAAAUCAUUCCUUCAGUUCAUCACCGGUGAAGGACCAUCAUACCGUCAAUUCAAUGUUAUUGUCACAGAUACAGUUGGUAAAGUGGAAAAUAAUUCUGUGACUCUGAACACUGAUGUUACUGAACUAAAGUCAGAUGAUGUGAUCCAGUGGCGGUUUGGAGAAACUCUCAUAGCUGAAAUCAAUAGAAAGAUCAACAAGAUCUCUAUACAUGAUGAUGAGAUAUUCAGAGACAGACUGAAGCUGAAUGAUAAGACUGGAGAUCUCACCAUCAGAGAUCUCAACACUGAACACACUGGACACUAUAAACUGAAGAUCAUCAACAGUAGAGGAACAUCAUUCACUCAGACUGAAGUUAAUGUCAUGGAGGGACUCAGAUCAGUAAAGUUGGCAGAUUCUGUUUCUCUAGGCAUUGAUGUUGCUGGCAUACAGAAUGAUGAUGUGAUUCAGUGGAGAUUAGGAGAUGAAGAAACUCCCAUAGCUGAAAUCACUGUAGGGACUGAACCCUCAUAUGAUGAGAGAUUCAGAGAGAGACUGAAGCUGAACCCUGAGACUGGAGAUCUCACCAUCUCAAACAUCACAUCUGAACUCUCUGGAGUUUAUAGAGCAAAGAUCAGCAGCAGUAGAGGAACAACAUACAGAACAUACAGGGUUAACAUCUCUGUGAUCGCUUAUAAGGGAGAAUCUGUCACUCUACACACUGACAGUAAAAUACAGAGCGGCAGUGAGAUCAAGUGGAUCUAUGAUAAGAUAACCUGUCUGGUCACUGGAAAGAAUGGAGAUGACAGUGAGACCAAAUAUAAAGAUGAUGUGAGAUUUACAGACAGACUGAAGAUGAAUCAUGAGACUGGAGAUCUCACCAUCACAGACGUCAUAGCGACAGAUGCUGGAGUUUAUAAACUACAAAUCAAGAGUAAAGAAAAGAUCUCAUUCAGGAUAUUCAGUGUUUUCUUCAAGGACAACACGGAUGAAAAAGAACAGGACGAACAGAAAUCAGUGUGUAAAUAUGAGAAUAAUUCUGUCACUCUGAACGCUGAUGUUACUGAACCACAGUCAGAUGAUGUGAUCCAGUGGAGGUUUGGAGAAACUCUCAUAGCUGAAAUCAAUAGAAAUAACAACAAGAUCUCUAUACAUGAUGAUGUUCUUGAUGAGAGAUUCAGAGACAGACUGAAGCUGAAUGAUAAGACUGGAGAUCUCACCAUCAGAGAUCUCAACACUGAACACACUGGACACUAUAAACUGAAGAUCAUGAACAGUAGAGGAACAUCAUACUCUCAGUUUAAAGUUUAUGUCAGGGAGAACAUCAGAUCAGUAGUUUUGGGACAUCCUGUCACUCUAUACACUGAUGUAACUGGAAUACAGAGAGGUGAUGUGAUUCAGUGGACAUUAGAAACAAAUAUUAAAACUCCCAUCGCUCAGAUGACUGUAGGGACUGAACUCUCAUAUGAUGGGAGAUGGAGAAGCAGAAUGAAGCUGGACCCUCAGACUGGAGAUCUCACCAUCACAAACAUCACAUCUGAACUCUCUGGAGUUUAUAGAGCAAAGAUCCACAGCAGGAGUAGAGGAACAGAAUACAGAACAUACAGGGUUAACAUCUCUGUUAUCGCUUAUGAGGGAGAAUCUCUCACUAUACACACUGACAGUAAAAUACAGAGAGGCAGUGAGAUCAAGUGGAUCUCUGAAGAUAACAUCAGUCUGGUCACUGGAAAGAUUGGAGUCAUAAGAGACACCAAGUUAACAGAUAAUGUGAGAUUCAAAGACAGACUGAAGAUGAAUCAUGAGACUGGAGAUCUCACCAUCACAAAGAUCAAAAAGACAGAUGAUGGAGUUUAUAAACUACAGAUCAGCAGUGAUGAUAAGAUCUCAUACAAGAUGAUUAAUGUUUUUGUCAACGACGGCCCUUCUCCAGAUCAGAAGCAGAACUCAGUGUGUAAAUAUGAGAAUGAUUCUGUGACUCUGAACGCUGAUGUUACUGAACUAAAGUCAGAUGAUGUGAUCCAGUGGAGGUUUGGAGAAACUCUCAUAGCUGAAAUCAAUAGAAAGAACAACAAGUUCCCUACAGAUGAUGAGAUAUUCAGAGACAGACUGAAGCUGAAUGAUAAGACUGGAGAUCUCACCAUCAGAGAUCUCAACACUGAACACACUGGACACUAUAAACUGAAGAUCAUCAACAGUAAAGGAACAUCAUACUCUCAGUUUAAAGUUUAUGUCAGGGAGAACAUCAGAUCAGUAGAGUUUGGACAUUCUGUCAUUCUAUACUCUGAUGUUACUGGAAUACAGAGAGAUGAUGUGAUUCAGUGGACAUUUGAAGAUGAAAAAACUCCCAUAGCUAAAAUCACUGGACUGAAUAAACCCUCAUAUGACUCGCCUGAUAAGAGAUUCAAAGAGAGACUGGAGCUGAACCCAAAGACUGGACAUCUCACCAUCUCAAACAUCACAUCUGAACUCUCUGGAGUUUAUAGAGCAAAGAUCAUCAGCAGCAGUAGAGGAACAGAAUACAGAACAUACAGGGUUAACAUCUCUGUGAUCGCUUGUGAGGGAGAAUCUCUCACUAUACACACUGACAGUAAAAUACAGAGAGGCAGUGAGAUCAAGUGGAUCUCUGAAAAUAACAUCAUUCUGGCCACUAUAAUGAAUGGAGUCAUAAUAGACACUAAAUAUAAAGAUGAUGAGAGAUUCAAAGACAGACUGAAGAUGAAUCCUCAGACUGGAGAUCUCACCAUCACAGACGUCAGAUGGACAGAUGCUGGAGUUUAUAAACUACACAUCAAGAGUGAAGAAAAGAUCUCAUUCAGGAUAUUCAUGGUUUUGAUCAAGAAUAAGGCUUCUGGAAAAGUAAAGGACAAACAGAAAUCAGAAUCAGCAGAAACUGAAGAAAAUAAAUCAGCAGCGGUUGACAAGCCUUCACCGAAUGAAGUAGAAAAUGAAUGAUCGAGGAUGAGAUAGAUGCUCAUCAUCACAUCUUUCACAUCAUCAACAUCUUCAGUAAUAAAACUGAUUUACUGUGUUCAUGAUCCGUCCUCUUUAAAAGAUCAUCUUCAUGUGUGCUGUUGAGCUCGACUGAUAAAAGCUUUUAGAGCUAAAGUAACAUGUUUUUUGAUAAACAGUGAAACAGAAUUUCAUUUAUUUGCCGUUGAAGAUGAUCUCUGAUCAGAAUCUGUUUAUAUUUUUAUAUUUCAUAUGUUACUCACUGCAUAGCAUAUGAUCAAUUUGACUGUCAUGUGUUUGAUAUUGUGUGACUGUAGACAGUAUUAAUUUAAAAUGUGAUGAUGAAGAAAUAUCAGCUACACAUGAAGAACAUCUUCAGACUUUCUCUAACCCGUCUCUAAUCUGAUUUUAUACACAUUUAUAUAACAACUCACUCCAAAAACAAGAUCAUGAUGAAGUUCAGAUGAGAUCACAUGACAAUCUGUGUUUAUCAUGUGAAGAAGAUUCUAGAAAAUACACAUGAGAAACAUUUUGAGCAUCAGUGUUAGAUUCUGAUGUUUGUUCUGUUUUUAUUGUUGAUAUUAUUUUAGUUUUUCAUGUACAUUAUAAUUUGCUCCAUUAUGAGCUUUACCAGCUGCUGUCCAUGGUGCUGAAUUAAUGGAUAUCGACCGUUCUCCAAUCAAUAAUUUAGUGUACACACGGACUGCUUCACUGCAUUAUGUGAGGUAGUGGCGAUCUUUAUCAAAUAAGCACUUUAGAAAUAGUUGAAGUUACAUUUAUUAGGACUCAUAGGAUACAAAUAAACCAAAUAGCAACUAAAUCCAACCAUUGAUAUAUACAAGUGAAAUGAAUGUGUGAACCCACAAUCUCAUGCUCAACCCUGUUACACUAAC
Molecule: messenger RNA, 4245 nt
Organism: Triplophysa dalaica
Lineage: Eukaryota; Metazoa; Chordata; Actinopteri; Cypriniformes; Nemacheilidae
Exons: 16
Coding region: 185-3355 (1056 amino acids)
Source: RefSeq, a predicted model, not a curated record